Aedes albopictus (Asian tiger mosquito) is the source of this 1485-nucleotide messenger RNA. RefSeq names its product odorant receptor 4. Gene Ontology annotation, molecular function: odorant binding; olfactory receptor activity. The transcript has 8 exons. Bases 165 to 1370 code for a protein of 401 amino acids. NCBI's taxonomy places the organism in Eukaryota, Metazoa, Arthropoda, Insecta, Diptera, Culicidae. Gene Ontology annotation, biological process: detection of chemical stimulus involved in sensory perception of smell; sensory perception of smell. The record is from RefSeq and is a predicted model, not a curated record. Gene Ontology annotation, cellular component: plasma membrane.
AAAGUGAAACGUCCUGGGUAGCGUAUUUCUACUAUAUAAUCAACUAUAAAUGGAAUUAUAUGACGACCGUAAUUGAAUCGAACUUAUUAUAUUAAGGCCGAUGUCAUUUGCUUUAAGUCAUUAUUUGCAUUGAUUGGGAUCAACGAUAAACAACAAAGUCCAGGAUGGUGAAGUUUGAGCAAACUUUCAAAGCUGUGGAUCUGAUACUCAUAACGUCUGGGAUUCCGUCGUGUAGUUCUUUUUACCCCGCCAGUAUCAAAUCGGCAUUGAAAAGAAAUGCCGUCUUCUUGAUUGCAUUUACUUUAUUGCUUUACACCGCGUUCGGGGAAUUAGUUUACCUCGUGCAAAUGCUACAGAGAGAGUUCACAUUCCUGGAGAUAACGUUUCAAGCACCGUGCCUAGGAUAUUGCUCAAUCGGAUUGAUGAAGAUGUUGAUUUUGGCCGUGAAGAGAAACUCGAUUGCGGGGCUGGUACAAACGCUUCAAAAGUAUUGGUAUACAUCGGUACGCAGUAUCGAACACCAAUCGAUUUGCGAUGAAGUUAUGAAGCCGGCCAUCCGAUUCACUACAAUAGUAGCAGUCGUCAAUAUCGUGAUGGGUAUGGCUUUUACUUUGCUGCCGAUUCCGGAGAUGAUUUAUCACUAUACCAUAACCGGCCAAUGGGUUCGCCAAUUGCCGUUUCUUAUUUGGUGGAGCUUCGAUGUGUACGCCGGUUUUGUGUACUAUUUUAUAUAUCCACUGUACAUUGUGAUAGGAUUCUCCGGUAUUAUUAUCCACAUGGGAUUUGACUGCUUGUUUUGCAUUCUAGCUGCACACAUAUGUGUGCAUUUUCGAAUUUUGAAGCAUGAUUUGGGGAACCUGACUGACUUGCUUGACGGCACGGAAAACAUCAUUGAGAACAGGAAAAAAGUCAAUCCAAAACUGUAUGGUAUUGUUGAAAAACAUCAGAUUAUCGAAGAGUGUCACAAUAGGAUGAAUACGAUUUUUAAUUUUGCGCUGUUCUACAACUUCUUUGUGAGCUCAUUCAUAAUUUGUAUUCAAGGAUUUAUGGUAACCGCGGCUUCUGGAUAUACCCUUAUAAAAUUUGCUCUCUUUUUGGCAAGUUUUCUCGUGGAACUGUUCCUGUUGUGUUUCUAUGGGCAUCAUAUUGUAGAAAGCAGCAUUCUGGCAGCGGAAGCAGCCUAUCAUUGCUCGUGGUACAACACGAAUCACCAAUUUCGAACAAUUGUCCUUCAGAUGAUCAACAAGGGCCAAAACCCUCUAACGUUGAUGGCGUGGAAAAUAUGGCCUGUGGAUAUGAGCACAUUCGCAAGUAUAUUAAGCGCAUCGUGGUCGUACUUCACACUGCUUCGUACUGUUUACGCUGAUUAAUUAUUUCCAAGCUUUUUUCGAUUGUUGGAAUAUGAGUUGAACCAAAAAUUGAUCAAUUUUGUUUUUCUCAUUGUUAUAGUUUCGAUGAAAAUAAAUCAAUGUGGAAACAAGGUUA